AUAAAAAUGGCGACUACUGACGGUAACAGAGGUGACUCAAAAAAUGACGCAAAUUUGGCAGAUUUGAAGGAGGCAAUCGGUGGAAAACUACAACGCCGGCAAGAAGAGAGGGUAACCAAGCUUGAGGACUUGAGAAAUCAGCGAGAAACGGCGACCGGCAAGCAGGAGAGCUCGAAUUAUUUCGAUAGCACAUUCACCAACGAAAAGGCCACAGUGGAAGAGCGCCUGUCAACCGCAGGCUCUGUGGAAAAAUCUGCCCUCAGUGAUUUAUUUGAUUCACUGACGUUGUCAGUACAGAAGUUACAGAAAUUCAUCACUGAGUCCACCUUCUUCCUGACUUCAUAUGAAAUUAGAAAAUCCCAAGAUGAUGUUGAAAAGUUAUUUGCCGCCAUAGACGAGAAGCGGGAUGAACUCAUCCCUAAAAAGAAGUUUGCUUUUAAAGGUAGACAGAAAAAGUCCAACAAACCGAAAGAAGUUAAGCCCACCGUAGCUGUAGAGGAGGUAGAUGGGCCCUUGAACAACAUCCAGAGUGACUUGCUCAAGUUUCAGUGCGGUGUUUUUGAUCAAGCUAAUGCUGUCUUUGAGCUUCAAUCGCAAGAAGUUAAAUCCAAAGAUGUUGGACUCACUAACCUAUCUUCCUGUACAGUAAAACUGUACGGGUCCCCGAAUGCCAUCCACAUGAAUAAUCUGAUAAACUGCACCGUGUUCUCCGGUCCAGUGCCCGGCUCCGUCUUUGUUGAUAAUUGUCAAGGUUGUACGCUCGUCGUUUCUUGUCAACAGCUCAGGGUACACCACACCACGGCAACCAAGUUCUAUCUUCAUGUCACGAGUCGUGCCAUUAUUGAGGACACGACCGAUGUGGGAUUCGCACCUUACAACUGGACCUACCCAGAGCAGGAUGCAGACUUCAAGACCAGUGAGCUCGACCGAGGUCGCAACAGUUGGGAUGACGUGGAUGACUUUAAUUGGCUCGCAAGCGACAAAGCAUCCCCUAAUUGGAGUGUUAUUACGGAGGAGAAACGAGUCCAGUCUUGGGAGAUGUGAUGUUCACUACAUCAGUGUUUGACAUUGGACCACAUUGAUUCCAAAGAAAAUAGUAAAUUUGUUCAAGCAUCGGUCAGAUUUAAAGGCACUAGCAACUAUUGGUAAUUACCACUGGUAAUAAGUAAAAAUCGGCCUGCUCAAAAUAAUCGCCAGCCUAAAACAGCUUACUCAGUAACGAGAGUGGAGAGCUGUUGUGAUUGAACUAUAAAACAUUUUGAGAAACAGCUCCCUCUGAAGUAAUGAAGUUUUUGAGAA
This is a messenger RNA of Asterias rubens (European starfish), 1299 nucleotides long. RefSeq names its product tubulin-specific chaperone C-like. The record is from RefSeq and is a predicted model, not a curated record. The transcript has a single exon. Gene Ontology annotation, biological process: tubulin complex assembly; post-chaperonin tubulin folding pathway. Bases 7 to 1044 code for a protein of 345 amino acids. Gene Ontology annotation, cellular component: cytoplasm. Gene Ontology annotation, molecular function: tubulin binding. Lineage: Eukaryota; Metazoa; Echinodermata; Asteroidea; Forcipulatida; Asteriidae.